AUGAAUUGGUUGUUUCAAUCGAAUCCACCCGCAGUUAAAGUUUCCUUCAAUAGAAGCGCCUUGGAGAAGUGGGAGUUUGGAACUUCUCCCAGCGGGUGGCGUUAUGGGAUUGGUGGAGCAGUGUCCGGAACUGGAUCCCACCUCGACGUGAGUGAUGACUGUCGAUUAGAAAACCUCUGGUGCUGCACAUGUUGCGGGUGCCCCGUACAACAUGCAGAGCAAUUUACAAAGGCGGGAGCUUCCGGCUUGCCAGCAAGUCUUGGCAAUUCGCUGACAACGUCCCACCAAUGUCCGGUGGUAGAACAAGGCGUUGAGGUCGCAGAGGGGCCCGGUUGUUCGGAAGGACCGCUCCGGGAGCUGCUCGAGAACGAGAUCGACGUCGCUGUGGAGCAUCAGAAGGCCGAGCUCACGAGUGAUGGUCCAAGCUGGUCUCCCUCUUUGCCCGCCGUGAGAAGACGUCUCCCUCCAUCACGCCGCAUCCAUAGCCACGCAGAAACGGUCGAACCGGACCGCAGUGUGGCCUCAUGUUGCCUCGCACACGAGAACUGUGGCGCUUGCACGAGGACGGAAUGCGAUCAUAAGAGGGCAGCCGAAUGCCCUGCAGGACAGGAGUUCGUUUUAGAUUUCAAGAAACUCUCAGCCCCGUCAGUCUCGCCGUCGCCGGUCAGCACUCCAUGCGGAAGACCGGCCCAGGGUACUGUCCUCUCUGAACAGCCUAUCCCUAUAAAACCCCGAGACAAAUCCUUUGACAUAGGGCGAAACCCUGGCAAGUGUUCUAGCAUUGAAACACCCUCUGAGACGCGAGAGAGUAAAGGGGUCGAUCGAUCGAAACGACAACAGGAGAAGACUCCCAGUUGUUCGAAAAAAAGAACCCGCAGUCAGGCUCAUACAGAACGACAAGGAGUGGACACGACUCGACCAAUAUCGUCUGAAAUAGAGCCGCGUAGCGCUCCGAAAGGUCGGCCUCGUUCAACUCACCAGACGGUUGGUAUCACGGAUACUACCACAACUCGUGCCGGCAAAAAAGUGCUGACCGGGGAAGCAAUGUCCCUUGUGCUUAAAGCGCUGGGAGAGAGAGGGAUACGGAGGCUGAACAUGGGUAUGAAGUGGGAUGAGGCGUUGGAUUGUUGA
Neospora caninum is the source of this 1131-nucleotide messenger RNA. RefSeq lists its product as hypothetical. Bases 1 to 1131 code for a protein of 376 amino acids. The transcript has 3 exons. The record is from RefSeq and is a predicted model, not a curated record. Lineage: Eukaryota; Apicomplexa; Conoidasida; Eucoccidiorida; Sarcocystidae.